AUGGAAGGCGGUGAAGCUGACCUCAAGCUUGAGCUCAGGCAGCUCUGGCACGCGUCACUGAUCAACCCCCAUCAUCUCAUCCUCUCGGACCCUCCUUCCUCAUUUCUUUCCUUUGCUUCUCUUAAUCUAGCUAUAAAAUACUUGAAGAUCCGCCGUCAUGUCUGCGCCUACGAUAGACAUAUCACUAUCUUCUCUGACCAGGGUCGAUUGUACCAAGUUGAAUAUGCAUUCAAGGCCAUCACUUCGGCCAACAUCACCUCCAUCGGUGUGAGGGGCAAGGACUGUGCCGUGGUGCUCUCGCAGAAGAAAGUCGCUGACAAAUUGAUCGACCCUUCCUCCGUUUCACAUGUUUUCCGGAUCUCGCCUUCCGUAGGCUGCGUGAUGACCGGCUCCAUAGCAGAUGCUCGCGCAUCUGUCGACCGGGCCCGUGGUGAGGCUGCUGAGUUCCGGUACAAGUUCGGAUAUGAGAUGCCGUGCGAUGUCCUGGCUAAGCGUCUGGCAAAUAUCAACCAAGUCUACACACAAAGGGCUUACAUGCGACCACUUGGCGUGGCUACGACCCUGAUCUCCGUCGAUGAUGAGAGCGGCCCGCAGCUCUACAAGUGUGACCCAGCCGGUUACUACGUUGGGUACAAGGCAACAGCAUCCGGCCCCAAGCAGCAGGAGGCGUUGAACUACCUGGAGAAGAAGCUGAAGAACAAGGAUGCGGCCGCGGGUAGUUGGGAGGAGGUUGUGGAGCUGGGCAUUACAGCUCUCAGCAAUGUGCUAAGUGUUGACUUCAAGAAGCACGAAAUUGAGAUUGGUAUCGUUGGUGGGCCGCGGGUCGAUGGCGAGGAGGGAACCACUACAGCAUUCCGUGCCCUGACGGAAGAGGAGAUUGAUGAACGGCUGCAGGCCAUAGCCGAGAAGGACUGA
Molecule: messenger RNA, 915 nt
Organism: Penicillium crustosum
Lineage: Eukaryota; Fungi; Ascomycota; Eurotiomycetes; Eurotiales; Aspergillaceae
Gene: prs2
Product: proteasome core particle subunit alpha 1
Exons: 5
Coding region: 1-915 (304 amino acids)
Biological process (GO): ubiquitin-dependent protein catabolic process
Cellular component (GO): proteasome core complex; proteasome core complex, alpha-subunit complex; cytosol
Source: RefSeq, a predicted model, not a curated record